Uncinocarpus reesii 1704 is the source of this 2028-nucleotide messenger RNA. RefSeq lists its product as uncharacterized. Lineage: Eukaryota; Fungi; Ascomycota; Eurotiomycetes; Onygenales; Onygenaceae. Gene Ontology annotation, molecular function: GTPase activity; GTP binding. The record is from RefSeq and is a predicted model, not a curated record. Gene Ontology annotation, cellular component: cytosol. The coding region runs from base 1 to 2028 and encodes 675 amino acids. The transcript has a single exon. Gene Ontology annotation, biological process: ribosomal subunit export from nucleus.
AUGGUGCUCCCGAAAUCGAAGAAUGCCGUCGGGCUAGGAAACAGUUUUAUGAACGACCGGUUUGGCAAGGGCAAAGCUUCCGAUCGGAAAAAAGUCUCUCACAACGCUGCUGCCAUUCGACGGACAGGCCCUGGAGGUGAAACAUAUAUCACAAAUCCAUCAGAAGAGGCAUCAUGGGUUAAGAUGCGAAGUAUCACGGAGCAGGCGGCGUUGGAAGAAUUUCUUAGCACAGCGGAGCUUGCGGGGACAGACUUCACCGCAGAGAAGUUGAACAACGUCAAGAUUAUACACUCCGACCAGAAGAAUCCUUACCUCCUUUCUGCUGCCGAUGAAAGGUCAGCUGUGAAUAAACACCAGAAAAACAAAAACCGAUUAACUGUGCCGCGACGGCCGAAAUGGAAUUCCAAAACUACCCGGCAGCAACUGGAUGUAAUGGAGAGGGAAAGCUUUCUUGAGUGGAGGAGAGGGCUUGCCGAAUUGCAGGAAAACCAAGAUCUUCUAAUGACGCCGUUUGAACGCAAUAUCGAAGUGUGGAGACAGUUAUGGAGGGUUAUCGAGCGGUCAGAUCUAGUCGUACAAAUCGUCGACGCACGCAACCCGCUCCUUUUCCGGUCUGAGGAUCUUGAGAAAUAUGUGAAGGAAGUGAACCCGAAUAAGAGAAAUUUAUUGUUGGUAAAUAAAGCAGAUAUGAUGACACCGCAUCAAAGAGAGCUGUGGGCAGACUAUUUCGAGUCGCAAGGAAUUAGCUACAAAUUCUUUUCGGCGGCACUCGCAAAAGAGCAAAAUGAAACAAAUAUGGAUGGAGAAACAGACGAUACGACUUCCGAAUCAGAAGACCCUAUUGACAGCCAGGAUAAGGCUGAUUCGGGCGUUUCUGAAGAGGAUUCGGAUGAUGGAGAUUCGGAAACUGAAGAAAGUGGUGGCGUACCGCUGCCCAUCGAUUCACGCGAAUCAAGGAUCCGGAUCCUCACCGUUGACGAAUUGGAGUCAUUGUUUCUGGAAGCGUCCCCUACCCCUACCUCUCAGGAUAACAAUUCCGAAGACUCACCCAAAAGAUUGACUACUAUUGGCCUUGUCGGAUAUCCCAAUGUUGGGAAAUCCAGCACGAUCAACUCUCUACUAGGCGCGAAAAAGGUCUCCGUGUCAGCCACUCCAGGAAAAACCAAGCAUUUCCAGACUUUACAUCUUUCUUCAUCUCUGGUCCUUUGCGAUUGCCCUGGUCUUGUAUUCCCUAACUUUGCCACCACUAAAGCAGAACUUGUUGUCAAUGGUGUUUUACCCAUUGAUCAGCUGAGGGAAUAUACUGGGCCAGCCGGCCUUGUUGCUCAUAGAAUUCCGAAGCAUUUUCUUGAAGCGAUAUACGGCAUGAAAAUUUAUACACGGCCGCUCGAAGAAGGGGGUACGGGUGUCCCGACAGCUUCCGAAGUCCUGCGAGGCUAUGCGCGCGCAAGAGGUUUUGCAACCACUGGACAGGGUCAACCUGAUGAGUCCCGCGCCGCAAGAUAUAUCCUCAAAGAUUAUGUAAACGGAAAGUUGCUAUAUUGCCAUCCACCCCCGCCAAUAGGGGACAAUGAUCCUAUAAACGCGAUAGAGUUUAACGAGGGCUUAUAUGACCUUGCCCGUCUUCCCCCCAGGAGACAAGCAGCAUUGCUUAACUUGUCCUCUAGCGCAUCUGUGUCGGGGUUCACGGAGAGCAAUGAUGCCGACACGAACUCUGAGAUUACGUCACUAUCUUCAUCCAAGUCGCCAUUCGAAGGUGUUCGAUCGCGAAAUCUUGAUGCUGGAUUCUUCACGGCUCGCGGUGAUGGAUCUGCUGGCCAUCUCAAGAUGCCUUUUAACCACGUAUACACCGAACAAGGGGCGCAACAGAGGAAGAAAGACCUGUCUGGACGGAAGGCCAAAGCGAUGAUAGCGCUCGAAAAUGGUAUCGAUGUUUCAGAAGUACGAUCUUCUGGCAAAAAGCAUUUCAAGGGCGGGAAAAAAAAGGCCAAGGUGAAGGUCAACACCAAGGAUGCGGAUGACUUUUGA